GAAAACUCCCGCGGCAUCAUCUCAGAAUGAAGUGUCCUGAAUGCAAUCAAGAGUCUUCAGAAAAUGCUAAAUUCUGCAGUGAAUGUGGCAACAAGCUGUCAUCUCUGUCAAAUCAGACAGCACCAAACAAUUCACAAGAUGAGUUUCAAUCACCCUUAAACAUUCCACACGACACUGAUAAAGAAAAGACUUUAAAAAGAAAUCUCAAAAGAGAUUUCAGGCCUGAAUCAGAAGUGCUGGAUGACCAGAAUGCCAGUAUAUCUACAACACGACCAAAUGAAGAUAUCAUCAACUCUAACUCAAAGAAAAAGAAGAAUCACGGUUCCAGUGUAGACUCACUGGUGAAGGCCGAGCACAGGCAGGCGCAGCAAACUGCACAUGGGAAGAAAAAUUUUGCUGCUGACCAGAAAUGCAACGAAAGCAAGAAUAACGAAAGUCAGAGCGUUGCACCUCCAAAAAGAAAUCCAGCAGCAAAACAACAAACAAGUUCCAGUGACAAAAUCACCAUUUACUUUCAUGCAGUCCUUUCAAAAGACUUCAACUUCAACCUAGAAAAUGAUUUUAUCUGCAUAAGGGCCGGUGGUCACAUUGAUAACUGGGAAAAUGAUUUGGUUCAACUGUCUGUGUCACGGGAUCUCGGAGAGCAUGGAUUUCUUGUUGAAGGGAAAUUUGUAUGCAAACAGACUGAAGCUAAAGAUGUGUACAUCCCCUACAAGUAUGUUGUGCAUAAAGCUAAAAAGAAGAAUAACUAUGAAUUACAUUAUGAAUACAUCUACAAACUGGAUUCAAAAGAAACCACCAACAGAUGUCUAUUUGUCAAAUCACAUCUCCUGAAUGAUGAAGGAGAGUGGCAUCAGUAUGAUGAUAUCAUCUGUUCUGAACCAUCUAAAAAUAUACUUAAUAGGGUGAUGGAAUGGUGGUCGGAGCAGAAGGGAAAAAUAAUCGAGGGAAGAGAAAUUGCUGGUUCAGUCAUGCUGGAAACUAUCUUUGACCUCCUGAGAAGCUGGAGCAAAACUAACCUCAAAAACUUUGUUUGCCAGCUGCAACAGUUUUAUGAAGUCUAUAGCAACCCUUUUGUAUUUGAAAAGAAAAAGACAAAUUGGGGCUCACUAGAUUAUGGUGAAAAAGAUGUGAGACAGCUUCUGAAGGGGUUCAUGCUGAAGUGGGUGACUCCAGACCUACAGAAAGGCAACCAAGAAAAGAGUGCACUCAUCAAGGAGCCACUGAAUGCUGCUCUCAUUAUGCUUUACGUGUGGAGAUGGUAUAGUCUAGAUUUAGAUGGCGGAACUCUUUCUCGUCUCUGCACUGCCCUCUGCCUGCCAGAAUUACCUGAGGAGGGGUUCCGGUCUUUCUGGACUGAUACAACAGAAUCAUUUUCACUAAUAAACACCUUGUCUGACAUGGCGGAGGCGCUGAUCAACAGGGUGAGAGAAGAGAACGCGUCCAAUUGGAUCAUCGUCAUUCCACUGUUACACCUUCUCAAAGGCACUUCAAAACCAUUUCAGCCCGUAUUUGAUCAAAUCACACAAUCAGAGCAGAGCUGGGCUGGCCUGCAGGGACUGAAAUCAGCACAUGUACAAGAUCGAAGGUUGAUGCUGAAUCUCAUGAAGACACAUAGACAUUUGGUGGAGAUAGACAGACUGCUGGCUCGGUCUUGGAUGUAUCUGAUGACUGUAGAUGAGUUGGUUAAAUGCAGCUCCUACAUCCAAGCAGAGCUCCUGGACAUCCUGCUGAUUUUCACCAUGAAAUGCCCCAAAGAAAUAUCAAACAGCGCUUCAACAAGCAUUUUGAAGAUUAUGGAACACAUUCAGAGUAACUUGAUCGAACAAAGAUACAGGUGUCUGAAUGAGGAUUAUGGCAUUCAGUGCAUACAAGCAGCUUACAAACUUCUAGAGAAGAUCUGCAAAAAAGACAGGAAAACUGAUAUUCCUGUUGCUUGCAUGAACCUUGUGGCCUCUGUAUCAGACUUUGCCCAGACUACACAACAAACAGACUCUUUUUCUGAGAAGACUUAUGAGUUACUCAGUGAUGCCAAGCAAACUAUCAGAGCAUGGAUUGGACAAACUUUCAGAGCCAAACUAUUGAAAAAAAGCUAUUUAUCAACUGUCAGCUUCACUCCAGAGAUUGAGAUGUGGAAUAAUAUUAUUACCAUAGAUUUCAUAAGUAAGGACUUCACUAAAGAAUGGAGAGAGACUUUCACACAGGACUUUGAGGGAAAAUAUCAACAGGAAGUUCAUCUGGACCAAAUUGAGGUUUAUUGCUCAAAGAUUGAGGAACUUAAUGUCUCCCAGCCUUUAUUGGUGGGUAGCGUGGAGAAGUGUGCUCUCCAGGCUGUUACCGCAAUAUGCCAGGCUAAAUCUGAAAGGCAACUUUUUGAGAGAUUGAAUAAAUUCCGCAUAAACUGGAAGAUUAAAUCUCUUGUGUCUACCAUCAUCCUAAAUUCCUGGCCAAGAGACAGCAAAGGAACAUAUCUGGAGAAUGAAGAAGUUGUUCUCAAACAUCUACUGGGCUGGACAGCAGCUAAGAAUAUCUUUGAGCUUCAUGGUGCUGAUGAAAAACUGAUCAAUCAACUUUCUGAAGAUGCUAAAAAGAAAUUUGACAUGGCAUUCUCAUUAUUCAAAAACAUUUCAAAUCAGCUUGUUACAGGGAAAAUAAAGAUAAAGCUACUCAAUCACAUCUUGCAAAAGAGUAGCGCUUUCUUUGAGCUGCUUAAUUUAGACUGUUUUUGUGAAAAUUCAAAAGACAUGGACACCAAAGCCAUGAAGAGGCUACUUGACUGUAGACAAGAGGAGGUGAAUGCUAUUUAUCAUGAGUUAUCACUGGUGGAUGCUCUCAUUACAAUGUGCCGCAAUCUACAGAAACAUGCGAGGGUUGAUUUUGAAGGGUUGGAAGACAAACGCCAUAUUGACAUUGAUGAGAUGAACCUGGACAAGUUUUUGGACGUUCAUUUAUUAAAUCAAAUUCGCUCUGCAAAAUCAAUUGUAGUCAACUACUUUGAGCUUGAAGAUGAUGUUCGAUCUAUGGCAGAGGUCCUAAACACCUUCAAAGACAGCUACAUCUUCAAAAUGUGUUGGAAGAAUGAGGCAACAAAGUUUGCUAAAGAUAAUGAAGCAAUUCCUCCAGCAGGCGAUUUGGUUAUCACACCCAAAAAGCUUCAACGUGACAUAUUUAAACCAUGCCACAAUGCCUACAAAAACAUAUACACAGGGCUUAAAGAUGGCACCAUCACUUUUGAAAAUAUUGAUGUGACAUUCAGUGCCUACAAGGGAAAAUAUGAAAAACUGGCAGAAGAAGUUGCAAUCGUAUGCAAGCUGGAUCGCUGUGAUGACCAAGGUUGGGUCCAGACAAGAAUCCAUCAGAUUGAGCAGUACCAUGAGCUUCAUCUGGCAAUAGAGUCAGCUCAGGUGGUCAAGAUGGUCAAAGAGAUGCUUUGCCCACAAGGAGACUUUCACGUCUUGGAGAAGUUACUUGUUACUACACACUUGGAUUUUAAAAAGGAGCAUCUUGACAGGAUUGACAAUGAGUUGGUGCAGGCAAAAAUUGUGCUUGUGGAUAUUACAGAACACCGUAGACUGUGCCUUCAAGAGCUCGGCCUCAGAAAGAAUUUUAUUAUGUGGAUUAAAGAGGCUCUUAGAGACAUCAAUGAGUUGACUGUCUUUGUGGAUUUGGCUUCCAUCUCUGCUGGAGAGAAUGAUUUGGAAGUGGAUCGUGUGGCCUGUUUUCAUGAUGCAGUUUUUGGCUACUCCUCAAUGCUCUAUGAUUUGAAGCCAGAUGCUGACUUCAAGCAUUUUAAAGAGAUGCUGAAGAAACUGUGGAAGGCAUUUGACAAUGACCCCAACCUCCCAAAGAAAUUGCGUGACUCUGCAAGACACUUAGAAUGGUUAAAGACAGUCAAGGACAGCCAUGGGUCAGUGGAAACCUCAUCUCUGUCUCUGGCAUCAGCUAUCAACAUGAACGGCGUCUACAUUAUUAGUGUACAAAAUCAAAAGAAGUUAUGCUUGGAAGGUAUUCUGAAGUUACAUAUUACAGAAGAGCAUGAUGAGGGCUGUGAGACACGCAUUUAUUCAUUCGAAGACCUCAGGGAACUUCAGAAUAAAUUAAUGCUAAUGUCGGGCAAAGGAGAUCAGGGUCAGCGUGAAGUCAAUCGAUUUGCAGAGGUCUUUACAAGUGUACAGAGGUUGGCCUCUGCAUAUAUGGAUUUGUUUGUUGCUGGCAAUCCAUUGUUCAGAGAAUGGGAGGCAAAGGUCACAUGUAAAAAUAAGGAAGCAUGCAUCAUUAUGGACACCCACUUAGGAAAUGAUGUUAGUGUCAUGGUGAAAGGUGAAGUCACAGAACAGUUGCCAGAAGUCUGUAAGAAAAUGGAGAGCUGUCUUAACUUCUGGAAGGCUUUUAUGGACAAGCAGAGAUCUCAGUAUUAUUACUUAAACUAUUUCACCUCUGAACAGGUGGUCUACCUGUGCAGUCAGCUCACCCAGAAAAAUGUGACUGAUAUGAAAGAUCAAGUUCUUGUGAUGCUCUCCUUUAUCAAACCUAAUUGCUCCUUUUUGGAUGUGACACAAGCUUGGCACAAAAUGAGCAAAAUUAAUUAUGAGCAAAAUGAUGACUUAGAAUUUCAAACAUUUGUUGAAAAUGAUUUGAAUACAGAGGAGCCAUGCCUAUUAUCUGAUAACUUGGCAAGUCAGUUGAAGCAUGCUAAUGGGUCAGAAAAACUAUGUAUGAUUUGGAAUGCUUACAUGCGAGACAUGAAGAAUUUCCUGCCAGACUGCCUUGAUGUCAGAGGUCUUGGAUGUCUUCUUGAAAUUUUGGCCAAAAGUGAAUAUGAGGGUGAUUCAUCACAGGAUGAGAAAACAAGUAAUAUUCAGAGAGAACUGCCAAGUGGAAUGUUUAAUGGAAGACCAAAUCUAAUCAUCUGCCCUUCUGAAGAAAUUCUAAUAACAUGUAUUUCAAUUUACAUGAGCAGCAAAAAUGAGCCUUUACCAACCUAUGAUGAAGUACUCCUCUGUAGUGCUUCCACUCCAUAUGAAGAAGUGGAGCUUUUCCUCAGGCGUUGUCUAUCUGCUGGCUACAGGGGAAAGAAGAUAUACACAAUGCUCUAUGUGGACCAGCUUUCCUAUGAAGUGAGCUGCAAAGUGGAGCAGUUUUUUCAGCACCAAAAAGCACAGAUCAGAAAUGAUUACAGACUGGUAUUGGUCUGCAGCUCAAACAGAGAACAUGCAUACCUUCCCUCAGCUUUUAGUCAAUUUAGAUUGCACUUGGUUGCCCAAGAACCAAUAGUCAGCAUUCAGCAAUACCUUGGUAGGCAUUUUACAGUCCCAGCUGAGCUAUCCAGUGCUGCUGCUGUGUUCAAACACAGACAGUUUGUGGGAGUUGUAUUCUCUGACAGGUCAGGAGUAGGAAAAUCACUUUACAUUAAACGAAUGUAUGAGAAAUUGAAAACGAUCACCAAGAAACCUUCACAGCUGAAGAGUAUCAGGUUAAUUGAGCCAAGAGUUGAUGAAAAUGUCAUCCUUCGGUCCUUGCACGACAGCUCCAAGAAAAAUGAGCUUUCAGUCUAUCAUUUUGACAUCACCACCAUGGUGAAGAGAGGACUUCAUGAAUUUCUGUUCAGGCUAUUGAUUCUUGGAUACCUCAUGGACUUACAAGGAAACAUGUGGAAAAGCAGUAAUAAGCACUUGUAUGUAAUUGAGAUUGUAAGACCAGAUGGCAGCACAUCACAAAGUGACAGAAAAGCUGGUGCAAAAGUCCUGUCGUCUUUCUUGGAUGUGUUUCCGAGUGUUUACUGCCGUCCACCUAAAGAGGUCUUUGAGUUAGAAAUGAGAAUUCAGGAAAAUCCAUCAUUUAAAGAGGGUAAGGGUGAUGAUCCCCUCAUGGAUGACCAAGAGUUCCGAAGUGAGGCCUACCAACGACCUUACCAGUACCUGCAGCGUUUCCAUAAUGGUUACAAUUUGGAUUCCUUUAAGUACAAAGGAACUGAGGGCACUCAUGUCAAAUGCCUUCAGAUGUUGUUUGUGUACUGCGGCAUAGUAGACCCCUCUUGGGCAGAGUUGCGGAAUUUUGCUUGGUUCCUGAACUUACAACUUAGGGAUUGUGAGAACUCAGUUUUCUGUGAUGUUUCUAUCAUAGGUGACAUUUUGUUCGGAUUUAAAACUUUUGUUGUUGAUUUCAUGAUUCUCAUGGCAAAAGAUUUUGCCACUCCUUCACUUAGCAUCUCUGACCAGAGUCCGGGAAGACUGCAAAGUGUCUUUUCUUCUGCCAAUGAAGAGGAUCUGGCUCCCUUUAGAAUAAGGAAACGAUGGGAGUCAGAACCGCAUCCAUACAUUUUCUUCAACGAUGACCAUGAGUCCAUGACAUUCAUUGGCUUUCAUCUUCAGCCAAAUGGACAGAAAAGGAUUGAUGCUAUUGAUCCAUCAACAAAAAGAGUGAUCAAGCAGAACAUCAUGACCAGAGAGCUCUAUGAGGGCCUGAAACUACAGGGAGUUCCUUUUAAUAUUAAUUUUGACCAGCUCCCAAGACUUGAGAAAAUUGAGAGACUUUCCAGGGUGUUGGGAAUACGGUCUCCUACUGACCCAGAUGAAACAUAUGAGCUCACCACAGACAACAUGUUGAAAAUGCUGGCAAUUCACAUACGCUUCCGCUGUGGGAUUCCUGUAAUAAUCAUGGGUGAGACAGGAUGUGGGAAGACCAGACUAAUCAAAUUCCUUUGCGAGAUGCACAGAAGUGGAGUUGCCACUGACAACAUGAAACUAGUAAAGGUUCAUGGAGGGACAAGUUCAAACAUGAUUUACACAAAAGUGAGAGAAGCAGAGGACAUGGCAUUAAAAAACAAGAAGGAUCAUGGCUUUGACUCUGUUUUGUUUUUUGAUGAAGCAAACACAACAGAGGCCAUUGGCAGCAUUAAGGAAAUCCUCUGCGACAACAAUGCUGAGGGACAGAAUUUGACAAGUGACACUGGCUUGCAAAUUAUUGCCGCCUGCAACCCAUAUAGAAAACACACAGAUGUAAUGAUCAAGAGAUUGGAGUCGGCUGGUUUGGGAUACAGAGUUCGUGCUGAGGAAACAGCCGAAAAACUUGGAUCCAUUCCACUUCGCCAACUUGUGUACAGAGUGCAUGCUUUGCCACCUAGCAUGAUUCCACUAGUGUGGGACUUUGGACAGCUAAAUAACCAUACUGAGAAAAUGUACAUCAAGCAAAUAGUUGAAAGAGUAGUUAAAACCCAUUCUAUUGAUUCAAACUACAUCACAACCAUCACAGAUGUUCUCUCAGCCUCACAGAUGUAUAUGCGAACAAGACAGGAUGAAUGUAGUUUUGUGAGUCUGAGGGAUGUAGAGCGUUGCAUGCAAGUUUUUGGCUGGUUCUACAAAAACCACCCAAUGUUACUCUUAGAGCUUGACCAGUUUGAGAGUAUUCAGAGAACACAGAGAAAUGAACAACAUCAGACGGACACUAAUAAAAGAAACCCUGUUCUAUGGUCAAUACUUAUGGCUGUUAGUGUAUGUUACCAUGCCUGCCUGGAGGACAAAGAGAAAUACAGAAAAGAAAUUUGUAGGUACCUUCCAGAAUGCAGCCCAAAGAAAGUGAUGCAGGAGAUCUCAGUUAUUCAGGAUCUUUUUCUGAGUGGAGUUCCAUUGGGUGAAACCAUUGCCCGAAACAACGCUUUAAAGGAAAAUGUCUUUAUGAUGGUGAUUUGCAUUGAACUACGUAUACCACUUUUUUUGGUUGGAAAACCUGGAAGCUCUAAGUCCUUGUCUAAAACUCUAGUUGCAGAUGGAAUGCAAGGCCAAGCAGCUCAUUCGGAUUUGUUUAAAAAGCUAAAGCAAAUUCAUCUUGUUUCUUUCCAGUGCAGUCCUCAUUCUACACCAGAUGGGAUCAUCAACACAUUCAAGCAAUGUGCCCGUUUUCAGGAAGGCAAGAAUCUAAAAGAGUAUGUCUCAGUGGUAGUGCUAGAUGAGAUAGGCUUGGCGGAAGAUUCCCAGAAAAUGCCCCUGAAAACGUUACAUCCUUUGUUGGAAGAGGGAUGCACAGAUGACCAGACAGGACCCCACAAGAAGGUGGGAUUCAUUGGCAUCUCAAACUGGGCUUUGGAUCCAGCCAAGAUGAAUAGAGGAAUAUUUGUUUCUCGUGGUGAUCCUGAUGAAAAGGAACUGAUUCAGAGUGCCGAAGGAAUUUGUUCCUCGGAUCCCAUGAUCCUUGAAAGGGUGAGAGAUUACUUUCAGCCAUUUGCCCAGGCUUACCUGAACAUCUGCAAUGAACAAGGAAAAGGUUUCUUUGGUCUGCGAGACUAUUACAGCUACAAAAUGAUGUUUGCUGUAGCCAAAGCUACUGAUCAGAAGCCUAAUGCAGAGCAGAUUGUGAAGGCUGUACUGAGGAACUUCAGUGGCAAAGAUAAUGUGGAUGCUGUCACAGUUUUCACCAGUGAACUAAAUAUCAAACCCAAACUUGAGAAUAUCAGUCCCUUUGAGCUUGUAAGAGAGAACAUCACAACCAUUGGUCAAGAUGAGGAGUGCAGAUACCUGCUGGUUCUGACCAAAAACUAUGCAGCCCUUCGAAUUCUUCAGCAAAUGUUUUUUACAGACCAGUGCCAACCAGAGAUUAUCUUUGGUUCAAGCUUUCCAAAAGACCAGGAAUAUACUCAGAUAUGCCGCAACAUUAACCGUGUCAAGGUUUGUAUGGAAACUGGUCAAACCAUUUUGCUUCUAAACUUGCAGAACUUGUACGAAAGUUUGUAUGAUGCUCUCAACCAAUAUUAUGUUUGGCUUGGAGGUCAGAAAUAUGUGGAUUUGGGGCUUGGAACUCACAGAGUCAAAUGCAGAGUGCACAGAGAUUUCAGGCUCAUUGUCAUUGAGGAGAAGGAUGUUGUGUACAAGCAGUUUCCCAUUCCAUUGAUCAACAGGUUGGAGAAACAUUAUCUUGACAUCAAUACCAUACUAAAGAGUGAGCAAAAGGACCUUGUUGAGAAGCUUGAGCAGUGGGUUGAAAGCUUCAUUGCAGCUAAAAGCAGUCACUCAGUUGCUCCCCAAGCAUGGUGCUACCGUCCUGCUGAUGCUUUCAUUGGCUACCACUCAGACACCUGUGCCUCUGUUGUCCUGCAAGUUACAGAGCAACUCAAAGGGCAAAUUUCAGAUUCUUUGAAGGGGAUUUUAGAUGAGGCUAAAUUGAUCUUUUUGAACUGUGCUACACCAGAUGCAGUGGUUAGGCUAGACUGCACUUCCUUCUCCAAAGUAGAAACUGAGCACUUGUCAAGGGUGUACUUUGAAGACCAGAAGCAUAGCUCCCUUGCUGACUUCAUCCUUUCUCAAACACAGGAAGCAGGGCAUAGCCAUGCCUUUUUCACAGAGGUAACUACAUUCUCAAGGCUUCUGACCACAGCAGAAACUGAACAGCUACAGAACAUAGUUCAAAACACUGAGCUCCUCUCACUACAGCAGUUUGACAUGGAAAACUCAUUCCUCAAGACAAUCAGGAAUUAUUUGGAAAACACCAUUGGAGACAAGAUACUUAUCAUCCAAACCAAUUUUGAUGAAAGCACCCAAAGUUUAAAUUUCAUUGCAUCUGCAAAGUAUGCUUCUCUCAAUGAAAUCAACAAAUUCAGGAAAGAGUCCAAUGGAAAGGUUUUUGUGUAUUUCAUCACUAAGCUACCCAGAAUGGAUGGAGGAACUUCCUAUGUUGGAUUUCAUGGUGGCCCUUGGAAGUCAGUCCACAUUGAUGACCUGAGAACAUUGAAAGACAUCAUCUCUGAUAUAAAAGUCUUGCAGUGUCUGACCAUCAGCCAGUUGUUUGAAGAGAAAGCUGAGAAAGCAGAUGAGCCUGAAGCUAUGAAGGAUGAAGACAUGCAUACAGAAGAAGAGAAGAUGGAACUAGAAGAUAAUACUGGCUUGGAGAAUGUUUUAGACACCAAUGUGCUGGUUCGUAGCUGUGUUCAGAGUGCAGUUGGCAUGCUAAGAGAUCAGACAGAGGGAGGCACCCGCAGCACAAAGAGAGUAGAGAUUCUUCUAUUGCUCUUGGCUGACAAUGACACUCUACAAGCUGAAUUUAUCAAAGCUUUAAAGAAACGACUUCAUUCUCUAUUGAUGGCUCAUGAUGAAAACACAAUCUCUGCCAAGAGCUGGGUCUUCAAGGAAGCACUAAAUAUUGAUGCAUUGCAAGAGGGUGGAACUUUUAGACAUGCCCUUUGGAGACGACUUCAAGCAGUAGUAACUCCUUUUUUGGCACAACUUGUUUCAAUUAUUGACCGUGACUGCAAUCUAGACCUCUUGCUGGAUAGAAACGCUGAUGAAUCCUUGAGGAAAUUGUGGCUGGACAUUUUUGUAGAUGUCACAUUACUGAAUGUUCCUUACACAAGACUGGACAACAACUCAGAGAAGACAAUCUUGGUUCAGAACUACAUUGCAGUUGACAGCAAUGUAGGUUGCACCAUGCCUUUCAGCUGGAGAAUUAAAGACUAUCUAGAAGAACUCUUGGUACAUACCUUGAAGCAAGAAGGACACUCUCUAGAGCAAUUUGAAGAGAUUUUUUGGAAGAUCCCCUUGGGCAGGUACAUCUCUGAAGCAACCCAAAAGAUGCAGAUGGAGUUUUUCCACAGGUAUCUCCAGGAUUUCAUUUCCAUGACCACGAAGGUAACAUCAGUGGUGAAUAUUGAGCUCUUAUGUGGAGCCCUUAUUUGUGGUGUAAAUGAGCUUAGAGGUAGUCAGGAUGUUCAUGAGAAUGAAGUCAUUUCUCUGCCAUGGGUUCAUGCUGCCUACCAUCACUUCAAGAACCGAAUACAGAACCUCUACAGGAUGAUCAGUAUAGAGCCUCAGAUUGCUCAGAUGCUACUAGAUAACAGAUGUGCCAGAGAGGGAACAGAACUGGUGUUAGAUGUGUAUGCUGCAGUGGCCUGUAUUGAAUCCCUGGAGCCCCAGUCUCUAGAUGAAGAUGUUCAGAGUCUGGCCUGGCUUAGACGUGUUAAAAAGCUACAGGUGCCAGUUGAGCUGGUCUGCUGUAAGGAGAGCCUACGCCACUAUGGAGAGAAAGGCAAACAGAUUGUCACCAACAUCCAACAUGGUUGGCGUCGCAUUUACUCUCUGGCCUUGUUUGUGGAGCACAUGCUGCUGGGUGUCGAGGAUGUGCAUUUAAACCUCAGGCCACUGGUUCUUGACCACACUCGACGCCUAGCACAAGUCCUAGAGAAGGACUCAGACCUCAAAAAGAAGCAGCCGUUUGAGGCAGCGAUUACCGUACUCAAAGCUUGCAAAGAUGAAGCAUCUAAGAGCAUUUUAAGGUUUGUCAAUCAGCUUUGUCCAGUGUACGGAGAUCCGCAGGAGCCUUUGAGUCUGCCCUGUGAGCACGUCUACUGCCUGACCUGUAUCAAACAGUGGCUGGUGCCCGGUCAGAUGCUCUGUUAUUUGUGUCACCAUGAAGUGCCUGAUGACUUCGAGCUCAAGGCCUCUGAGACAAUACGGGGUCUCUUCAGUCAAAAUGCAUUGUUCAGAAAACGAUGCAAUGCUUUCUUCAUUGAUUUGGUGUCCACCAUGUGCUUCAAGGGCAGCACUCCUCCCAGUGAGGACAUCAUCCACCAUCUGUUGUCCUUCCUGAUGGUAGAGUCAUGCUCGCUCCCUCAGAUUGAAGGGCAAGACCGCAGGUUCUUGACUAAGGCUCUUUCUCCCUUCGAUGACUCUGUGGAUAAAACUCCAGUGGUGCGUUCAGUGGUGCUGAAACUCCUGCUGAAGUACAGCUUUGAUGAUGUGAAGCACUAUCUUCAGCGGCAUCUGACAGAAGUUGAGCAAAGCAACAUCACUGAGGAGACUGAUAAAACCGAGCUUUAUUCCUUGUACAUAAAUUGUUUGGAGGACUCAAUGCAUGAUCGGACACAAUGGCACUCUGUGGCGGAGCAGCAAACCUGUUUGCAGGAGGAAACACACUUUCUGCUGGAGUUCCUUCACUCUGAUUCUGUGUCUGUGCACACUGCAUCUAUAGAGCUUCUGCAGCAGGUGGCCAGAGUUCGACUGUGCCUGGAUAUGGCUGCUGUCCUGCUUGUUAACAGAGUGACUAGUGCUGGUGCACAGGGCGAUCCUUCGUCUGUUAUCCCAAAGUUUUUGAACAGUGUGGCUGAUCUAUGCUGCCAGAGCAGCAAUGACUGGUACAGGGUUUACCUAAUCAGAAAGAUCUGCUCUCUUAAUGGGAUUGAAUAUGUCCAGAAACUUCUGCCACAGGAAGAGUUCAGGUGGCUGUUUCCUCAGAAGAUUCGUGAGUUGAAUCAUGAUGACAGCCAGAUUGACCACUAUCUAGCAUGUGGACUGGACUACAAAACUAUUAGAGAUGCAGUAGCCAAAGCCAUGAUAGAUUGCAACAUAAAUGGAAUGCAGAAAGCCAUCGAGGACUGCGACUGCACACCCAUGAAGAAAGCUGUUUAUCUGCUAAUGGCUUUGUUCAGAGAAGUCACCUCACUGUACAGAAAUGGAAACCCCGACUUGCACCCUAAACCUGAGCAACGUGCUGUCCUUGAAGAUUGUAUCAGAACCACAGACGUCUUUGUUAAUGAUGAAACGAAAGCAUUUGCUGAAGCACUGGUGAAUGAUCAUCUGCAUGCUCUGCGUGUGCAACCUCAAACAACCGACGACAGUGAGCUUCUCCUGGUGGACGUUACAGUUCACAUGGCUGCAGUCCUGUUGUGUGGAAAUCAGCUUUUACUGCAGCCUCUGCAGCAGCUGGCACUGUCCCCAAACAAUAUGACGGCUUCAUUUAUCCCAACAAUGCCAGAUGACAUGUUGGCUGCUGCCCAGCAGGUCAUGAAAGACGUCCAGUGGUAUUCCUGUCCUAAUGGUCAUCCAUGCAUUGUUGGUGAGUGUGGUCAACCCACACAGACCGGCCGCUGUCCAGAGUGUAAUGCAGAAAUAGGUGGCAUAGAUCACAAACCUGUUCACGGCUUCAAAGUCAUGCAGAUACAAGGGGACCGUACUCAGUCGGGACACAUUCUGGGUGACGCACAGCGUCGUGACCAGCCUGACAUGCAGGACACUAAGAAUAUGUCACCUGCCCCCUUCGCUCUUCUCAGACUGAUCACACACAUGUCCAUGCUGCUGGGAGCUCGAAACAACCCACAGAGUGUCAUACAGAUCAUCAAGCCUGCUGUGCCGGAUCCCGGGCUGUUCCUGAUGACCCAUCUGUUGAAGGACAUGGAGCAGCUGAGCAGAGCUCUGGGUAAAGGAGUGGAUGACACGGUUAGUACCAUCCAUUUGACCAUCCACAGUCUACUGGAACCCCGUCAGACCAGCCAGUGGCCUGUUCCUUAUGAUAAAAACCUUUCCUAUAAAGAUGCAAGAAAUGGAUGGGAAAUUGCCAUGAAUACUGAUGUCAUUACACAUCAGCUGAAGGUUCUGGAGCAACAGCUAAACAAAGUGAAUGAAUUAAUCAGGGAAGAUGAGCGAGUGUCUUCUAAUCCAGUGAUGAAGUUGAUGUUUGGGAAACCAGAGCUUUUCCUGAGCUCUUUGCCCCAGAACUCCCUUAUCCAUAAUUCAUCCAUCUGGAGCUGCAGGAGGAAGGUCUCAUUGUUGAGUCUGGCCCACAUUGUGGAGCAGAACAGUGGCCGGGACACUUUACCAAUACUCUGGAGAUUCCUUCAGAGGGAAGCAGAGUUACGCCUAGUGAGGUUCCUUCCUGACAUCUUGGUUCUCCAGAAGGAUUUGGUAAAGAAGUUCCAGAACAUGACAGACCUAUCCUUCAAAACCAUAGGAGAGUUUCUGGAUAGCCAUAAAGAAGCUUCACUAGCUUGGUAUAAAAAGUGCAUAAACAUCUUCUUAUCAACAUGGAACCAACUCAGGGUAUCUCUGGCCACCACAGGAGAGAUAAAGCUGCCGGCUGAAUACACUCAGGAGGAUCUGGGUCUGGACGCUGACCUGCAGGUGCUGCUGCCACAGAGACGUGGUCUGGGCCUGUGCUCCACUGCCCUCGUCAGCUACCUCAUCGCCCUUCACAAUGACCUUGUGUACACUGUGGAAAAAUACACUGGCGAGGAGUCUGGUUACACGGUAAGCCCAGCUGACCUGACGGAGCUGCAUGUGAUCCGUUAUGAGUAUGAGCGGGACCUGCUGCCGCUGAUACUGUCCAACUGCCAGUACAGCAUGGAGUGCGGACAGGAAACACUGAUGGAGUACGACCUGCCCAACAUUCAGCAGCUGAUCUUCACCCGCUUUCUACAGGGCAAACCUCUCAUAACCCUUAAUGGUAUUCCGACGGUGGUGAACAGACAGGACAUAAAUUAUGAGAUCAUAUUUAUGGCUGUGAAGGGCAAAGUUCCACAAGCGCCGUUGCAGGCUCUUACUCAGGACAACCUCGUGAAGGAGCUGCAGUCCUACAGUGACGUGUGUGAGGCACUGUCUACAGUCGAGCUGGCCCUGGGUUUCCUCGCCAUGACGGGGGGUGAGCCACACAUGCAGCUGGGUGCUUAUUUGAAGGAAGUGCUACAGAUGACUGACAACAUGGCCCCACACAUCUUCAAGGCAUUAAGCAGGUGCAGCCUGAAACACUGUGUGGCGCUGUGGCAGCUGCUCAGCUCUCUGAAAUCAGAGACCCUGCUACGUCUGAAGGGGGACCCAUUUAAGGACAUCUGUGAAGAGUAUAAACAUCCUCUGCAGGAGGAACACAAGAGAAGGCUCACUAGUUUUUUCGCCAAGUCCAGCGCUGGUGCCUUCCUGCUGGAGAUUCAUGAAUUUCUGCUUUUAGUUCUGAAGAACCCAAAAGCCACGGACACUUUCAGGCCUGACUGGGGUCUGAAAGACACUGUUGUGUCCUACAUGGAACGCAAAGAUCUGGACGUUCCUCCUGAGGUGGACGAGUUCUUCCCUGAAGAGAUUCUGCUCUCGCAGUGCAUCGACACAUGGAAGAUCUCUGCUCUUCUCAGACAAGAAAGAAAUCAAAGUUAGAUCCGUGAUAAAGUACUUCCGUUCUCUUACCCAAACACUCAUAUUAGACAAAGCUUAGUUUUGAUUUACAAAUUAUGUUUACAUCAGUUGCUCAGUACAGACUUUUUAGAACCUUGUCUUUUUUGAAUGUUGAAGAAUUCCCUUCACUUAUAUACAGCACUGUAUACUGUAAUAUUAUAGUCAUGAUCUGUCAGUAUCUCUCUAGAAUAGUUAGCAAGCAUAGUACAACUUAUUACAAAGUAAAAAAAAAAUAGCUAACAAUUGUUUCACCAUUCUUUUUUUUUAAUGUGUUUACUUGAUACUCUAGGUCCAUAUAAACUCAUUUAAGUCCUGACUCGAGGACCUUUACCAAUCACAUUCCUCUCUCUCCACAACUUCACUUUCUUGCUGUUUAUUCCUGUCUGUCUGUCCUACUAGAUUAAAAACAAAUCCUAAAUAAAGAAAGAGAUUAAAAAGAUUGUCAAAUAUAUACCAUAUAUCAUGAUCCCAGACCUGAACACACUUAUGUUCAUCUUAAAAUAAUGUUUUUGAUUAGUAAAAAUGUCAUUGCGUUGCUUAGUGUAGAUUAAAGGGUGUUCCAUACAAAACAUUUUCAGGGUUUUUUUUCUUUCAUUUUACAAGUUCAAGAUAGGAUUUUCUAGAAGCAAUGUUACAUGUAUGCUGGAACAGUGCUGCAUGCAAAAUGUUUUUUUCCUCUGACUAAAAUUGAAUUGAAUAAAAAUGAUAAAUGAUUACU
Molecule: messenger RNA, 15633 nt
Organism: Onychostoma macrolepis
Lineage: Eukaryota; Metazoa; Chordata; Actinopteri; Cypriniformes; Cyprinidae
Product: E3 ubiquitin-protein ligase rnf213-alpha-like
Biological process (GO): sprouting angiogenesis; ubiquitin-dependent protein catabolic process; negative regulation of non-canonical Wnt signaling pathway
Cellular component (GO): cytosol; nucleolus; membrane
Molecular function (GO): metal ion binding; ubiquitin-protein transferase activity; ATP hydrolysis activity
Source: RefSeq, a predicted model, not a curated record